Austrofundulus limnaeus is the source of this 1230-nucleotide messenger RNA. It is a transcript of the gene vamp5, whose product is annotated as vesicle-associated membrane protein 5. The transcript is spliced from 3 exons. Bases 380 to 667 code for a protein of 95 amino acids. Gene Ontology annotation, biological process: Golgi to plasma membrane protein transport. Gene Ontology annotation, cellular component: plasma membrane. NCBI's taxonomy places the organism in Eukaryota, Metazoa, Chordata, Actinopteri, Cyprinodontiformes, Rivulidae. The record is from RefSeq and is a predicted model, not a curated record.
UGAAGACUUAAAGUCAGGCCUUGAGUUAAUGAGUAGAUGAGGUAGGCUAUUGUACUCUGCUUUCCUGUCAGGUUGAGGAGAUAAAUGUACAAGUUUCCGGGAUUACCCUGAACGCCUCUCGAUAAGUAUGGUGAUAAGGAGUCCUGCAGUGCACGCAGCUGCUGCCUGAAGAGAAAGUGACGGUUGGGGACGAGCAGAGGAAAACAAAGCGAACUGCGGGGCGGCGCGCUUUCUCAUUUUAUAUAGGUUGGUGUAAAAGCCACGGAGAGAGUCUCCGCGUUUCCUGUUUUUAAAAAGUCCACUCCAGCCGACCUUUAAAUGCUCCAAACUCACUGACUGACGGAGUUUCCAGUCGAGGACAGCCAGAGACGCGACAGUCAUGGAGAAUGGGAAGAGCCGCUUGCAGCAGGCACAGGAGGAGGCAGAGGAGGUGAAGGAGAUCAUGCUGGACAACAUGAACAAAGCUGAUGAGAGAACCGGCAAACUGACCGAUUUGGAGGAUCGGGCUGAAGAGCUGAUGGAAAAGGGUAAAGUUUUUGAGAAGACUACCCUGAAAGUGAAGCAACAGAAAAGAUGGGACAACAUGAAGAUGAAAAUCAUUUUUAUCAGUGUCGGAGUGGUAGCAGGAAUCAUCAUCUUGACACUUAUAAUUUAUUACAGUCUUUGACGGCCAAUGAAAACAGAAUCUCCGUGACAAUUGAAAGGGAAAAGACUGCAGGACAUGAAACAAAAGGUGAAGGUCAAGGAAGUGAGGAACCGUCACUGUGGGAUUCCAGCAGUUUGUCUGAGCUGCUCAGACAGCAAUACUUAUACGUUAAGAGAUAUUUAUAGGAGGAUUACUGCUUUUAACUGGUUUAAAACUUCAGGUGAUAUGGUACCAUUUAUUGUUUGUCUCCUUCCUUUUUGUUCCUGUUUUUACAGGUCUUUUCAUAGUGCACAUUCGAAGGUGGAAACUGCAUGUAGGAUUUAAGCGUUUAAAGGUUUUACUGGCCCCUUUUUUUGAAUCCAUGUAAAUAAGWCCUCUAGCAUCAGCCUUUUUUGUAGCAAAGCCAUGAAUUAAAAAUAUUUGAAGCACAUACCGAUGGAUUCAUUUUCAGGAAGAAUGUAUUGGACUACAAGAGAUAAGCUGAAACUUUUGCCACAUCUUUUCAUAGUUUUUACGCUUUGAAUAGGAGAAAAAAACGUGUAAUAAAACAUUUUUGCAUAUUAAAGCUUGUUUUUAAUGUUUUA